AUGAUUGCAACCAGACAGCGGAAGAAGAUUUGUGAAAAUAUUGACACAAGUGAUGAUGGUGAUGAGACCAGUGAAGACAACUGUGAUGAGGACAGUGAAGGCAACGGCGAUGAGGACAGUGAAGACAACGGCGAUGAGGACAGUGAUGAAAACAGCGGCGGGGACAGUAAUGACAAAGGCGGUGGAGAAAGUGAUGACAACAGCAAUGAGGACAGUGUUGACAACAGCAGCGGGGACAGUGAAGACAACGGCGAUGAGGACAGUGAUGAAAACAGCGGUGUGGACAGUGAUGACAACAGCGGCGGGGAAAGUGAUGACAACGGCAAUGAGGACAGUGUUGACAACAGCGGCAGGGACAGUGAUGACAUCAGCCAUGAGGACAGUGAUGAAAACAUCUGCGGGGACAGUGAUGACAACGGCGGCGGGGAAAGUGAUGACAGCGACGAUGAGAACAGCAGCGGGGGCAGUGAUGACAACAGUGGUGGGAACAGUGAUGAGAACGGCAGCGGGGAUAGUGAUAACAACGGCGACUGGGACAGUGAUGACGAGGAUGAUGCUGUAAUUGAUGACGAGUCGGCUAGGAGAUUGCAGAGAUUAGAUCCCCGUGGUUUACCAGAUUAUAUGUUUCGAGAAAACUUUGGAUUUUCGAAAGCUGAAGUUGAUGAUCUGGUUUUUUAA
Molecule: messenger RNA, 678 nt
Organism: Eurytemora carolleeae
Lineage: Eukaryota; Metazoa; Arthropoda; Copepoda; Calanoida; Temoridae
Product: clumping factor A-like
Exons: 2
Coding region: 1-678 (225 amino acids)
Source: RefSeq, a predicted model, not a curated record